CCAAUGUGCACACUUCUGCUUAUUAUAGCCAGAGAUACUCUUUGGUAGUUGCAUGUUUUCUUUGGCAAUAGCCACGUCUACAAUUUAUACAUUUUCUUUUGCCAUUUAGCGUGUAUAAAAAAUAAAAUAUAGUAAAUGUAUUAUAACUGGUGUUGAUAACGGUCUCAUAAAGAUAACGUCUCUGCCAUUUUUUUCGAAAUCUCAGGAGCCAGCGGGCGUCGCCGUCGCCAUGGCCGGCUUUCGAAUCCGGAGGUACCGGGACGAGGACGAUGAGGCGGUGAAGGAGAUCUUCACCAUGGGCAUGAUCGAGCACGUGCCCGCCUGCUUCGUGCACCUGCUCAAGCAGCCCCUGGUCCAGAUGGCGCUCAUGUGCACCUUCUGCGCCCUGCUGACCAGCUCCAAGUCCCUCCUCCUGCCCGUGCUGACCGUCACGCUGAUGCUGGCGGGGCUCCGGCAGAUGGCCAGCUACAUGUUCCGCAGCUACAUCGAGGCCUGCCUAAAGGAGGACCUGGCCUGCAUACGGGAGACCUACAUGGGGAAGGGGGACUCCUGCUUCUGGGUGGCGGAGAGCGAGGGCCAGGUGUUGGCCACUGUGGCCUGCCAGCCCUCCCCGACUCAGCCCGAGUGCCUGGAGCUCAAGCGCAUGUCCGUCCGGAGGACCCACCGGGGCUUGGGCAUGGGCAAGGCCCUCUGCCAGGCGUUGGCGGACCACACGCGGGAGAGGGGCUACCUGGCAGUUGUCCUGGGUACCUCUAUAAUUCAGACGGACGCUCAGAAACUGUACGAGCACUUGGGCUACACCAAGAUACGGGAGUUCACCUACCCGUCCCUAAUGGCCAAGCUCAGUAACUUCAGUAUCAUUGAGUACAGAUUAGAGUUGCAGGAGAGGAAAAUUGAAUGAAAGGAAUCUGGUAGAGCAGAAAAUGGUGUGAAUGGCUUCUGAUUAACCACAACUACCAAUGUCUUAUUUGGAAAGGGUGAUCUCAUUCUUUUGACAAGUGUGAUGCCGGUCAUUAAUGGCAGGGACAAAUUGUAUUGAUCUGAUCAGUUUGGCAAAAAAAAAAAAACGUAAGGUGAUAGCUCUCUCCUGGGAUAAAUAGCUACGAAAUUACUGGAUAUUAAUUUUAACCAUUUCUGAGUAAAAUAUUUUAAUUGAAUUGAAUACAUUUAGGAAUUUAAGAGGUUUUGUGUAUUAGCUUUGGAAAUUACAGAGCAAUUAAGUGAUUACUUUUAGUGAAAAUUAAUUAUUGGAGAUAUAUAAUAUCACUUUCCAACAUGCAACACAAUCCAGAAAGAGAUUAACGGAAAACUUAAUGGAAUGGCAUUUGGAGUGCAUACUCAUGUCACCAUUAAAAGCCUUAGCAGCCUUAGAACCUAGCACUGUAUACUCUUCCUGGUCCUUCCAAAGGCACAGUGAAGACUUUUUGACCCGCAUCAGUAGGUACCUUCUUCAAUUCAGUUCGAUUUUAUUUGUAUAGCACUUUUUUACAGAGAAAUGCCACAAAGACGCUUUACAGAGUAGCAAGGCAAGAGACAGACCACUACAAACGAGGGAUCACAAGAUCUCUGCAAAUUCAGUGGCCUAGAUGAAAACGUCAAGCACUGUCAGGCAUGCUAAGCAUUUCCAGGAAUGUCAGUUUGAGUUUUGACUCCCGGGCAAGCUGGAGUCAGUAAAAAAUCUGUUGCUUGUGUAAAACCUGUUGCGUUCUAUUUCCGGUACUGAUGUCAUUGGUACAUAUUGACCCCUUAUCGGAAACAAUGCUAAGUAUGCAUAACUGUACCAGUAACUUGUACGUUCGCAUGCAGAAAACAAUGUAACGAAUAUUAAAUCAUGGGAUAGCGUUUGUGGAAUUUGGUCCGCCGGAGAAGCGGAUUGGUCACGGCUGCGCUGGCUGGUGGACAGAGCACACGUACCUGGGUUGCGUUAGCUAAUCAGCCCAGGUGCUUAAAGGUGUGCUGCUCUCCACAGUUCGGGGCCAAGACUGGGAGCUCACACAGAGAGCGCGUUUAUGAUUUUAGUUUCGUUUUAUUUUGGAGUGUGGUUCAAGCAAAGAGGAAAGACCAAAUAAGUAAUCCUCAGCUGGGAUGCUGGAGGAGCUGGACCUGGCCGGGAAGGCGGGCCAGCUACGGGCGGCACACGGGAAAGUGGUCGCACCGUUUUACUUUCUUUUGUCUUUGUUAUUUUAGCUUGUUGUUUUAGUUUAUUGUUUUCACCCGGAACCCGUGAGGGGGACGUAUAAAGAGGGUCGUUUAUUUGGUUUCGGGUUUGUGUGGGUGCACUCUCUCUCUCUCUCUCUCUCUCUCCAUGCGGCAAUCAAUGGUGUUCCCCGGCUCUGCCUCAUCUCCCUACCAGGGGUGUCACGCUGGCAUGUGACAUUUCGGUGCCGAAACCCGGGAGGGAGCGGUCUCGGCGUAUGCCGAAUUAGCCUUUAGCUGAAUUCUCUGGUUGGAGGUGUGUGGCAUUCGGUCCGCCGGGGAGGCGGAUUGGUCGUUUUAUCCAAUAAGGGUUCGACCAGAAGGCAACAGGUUUUGCACGUGCAACAGAUUUUGUACUGACACAGGCACCUAUGUUAGAGCUGAUCAAGGAACAUUUUUCCCAAGGUCCAUAUCACAACGUCACUCAAUUGUCAAAACUAACACAAUAUCAUUGUAGGCCUACUUUUAAAAUGAGCCUACGCUCAUCACAUUGAGAGUUGGACACUGUAAAAGGAAAUGGUUAUGAAUUAUUUUUGUUGGCAAUUUCAAAUGCACUUAACCGUAUAAAUGUUUAACAUUUUGUUAAUGUUUACUGAAUAAAUGUUUAGUCACGCCUGGACAUAGUUAGAAAUGUUCUUGAUGGUAGAGUGAUUUGCUUUUCAUUAAUCACUAACUGCGACAGGCUCGAGGGCAUUUGUUGCGUAAGAACUGAGGUGAUUUAACCUGUUAAUUAUCAAGCCCGGGUAAAAAGGUUACCAACAUUCCAAACACAGGGUUCCCACUCGUCCUGGAAAACCUUGAAAACCUGAAAAUUUAUCGACUAGUUUUCCAGUCAUGGAAAACACCUGGAAAAUGAGAAAAUUUACAAAAUGUCCUGGAAAUAUUUGUGAGGUCCUGGAAAAUUGUAGACUAUGCUAUAUGUCAAGCUGUUAAACAGUAUAUUUAGAGCUGAGAUUGCAUAUUUUCCUGUAUUUUUUUAUUUCCUGUAUCUCAUUUUUAUUAGCUGCUGAGAUUACACGGCAGGACAAAGUUUUGAAUGGUUAUGGUACUUGCACAUUGCCCCCCCCCUCCCAUUCCACCACCGGCUUUGGGCUACCAUUGUCCAUGAUUUAUGUCUGUAAGUCUAAGUCAUGGAAAUUGCCCUUGAAAAGUCCUGGAAAAUGAUUUCCUAAAAUGAGUGGGAACCCUGCAAACGCAUUAAUAGUGUGAUGCACUAUAAUAUCAGAUGCCGACCUAAACCUGGUCAGAAAUCUACUCAUUUAACCACGUUUCAUCAUCCGUUGUCAGCUUAGAAACCUCUGAAUGUGACUGAUCUGUGCAUUAGAUUGAGGAUAAGAUUUGGUAUGAGUCCAUUUUAUAUGAAACGUGAAGGUUUUUGAAAUAUUCACUGUAAGAUAACUGGCACUUGGACAGGGCCUGAGGUCAUUAUAGGCAGGAUGUUGGGCAACCUGCAUAAUUUCUUCCACUUAAUCUGAGCUCUGACCAUGGAGAUACUCUCCUUUCAAAGACAAAUGCUCUUUAAUAUAUCUCUUAGCAGUAGAAUCACAUCUUAUAUGGAUUGUCUAGUUUUGUAUGCUCCUAUCUAUUGUAUCUAUGUACAAUAAAUUACAUUUUUUCUCCUUUCACUUUCACUCUUUUUUUGGUGAGCAUCAAAAUGAGGAAGUGACACUGAGUAUUUCCUGUGGAUAAUGCUUUCAUGUUGUGCCUUUGUCCAGUAAGUAUAUACGAGGUUGUACUUAGUGUUCAGUAGCUUUCACUGUCUGAGUGUUCAAAGCCAGAAAUCUUAACUUCUCUCAAAGAGUCAGUUAAUCAGAUCAUUUUAGCCAUGUCUGAUCAGUUAAUCAAAAUGUUUUGUCAGUAUCCAAUGUGUCUGUCAAUGUAAUGUAGAGUUACAUAUUACAUUGCAUAUUAUGAUGCUCGGUCUUAAUACUGUCUGUUAUUGCUGUCCUUGAAUGCACAUGGGAACAAAUGGAACCGAGUUGAACUUUAACAUUAUGCAGUAAAACAAAGUCAUUACGAGAGCCUUCUGUGUGGAGUUUCAUGGAUGUAGUGGUGCACUCUUUGUGUGUAUUAAUGGUUAAUACAGCAGGAGGAGUUAAGUCCCAAGUGGUCAUCAGCAUAUUUAAAACUUAUGAAUGUUGCAAAUUACAUUAUUGUGAGCCAGAAGACAAUGAGUAACUUGAGUAAUUUGGUCCAGUUUCUCAGACUAGCCCUCUCCCCCUUGGUACAUUUAGCUAUCAACAGCCAUACCAUAUGAGCAACGAGUGACCAUGACACAGGGGACAGCUUCUCUUUGUCAUUCUUCCAUUUGUCUCUCUGACUUUUUUUGCCCAAUGCCGUCCCUUUAUUUGUCAACCAGGAUGAAUGGCUCCUCCUUCUGUAUCGAUGAAUAUACUUCAUACAUACCAGUGGCAUUCAUGUGUUUGAAAUAAUUUGCUGUGAUGCAUAUUUGAUGGCUUGAACAUAUAACUUGAAUUGUUACUGAUUGCAGUCAUACAUGUGUACAUUGAUUAAUUAAUGAUUAAUGUCUUUUCCAUGGUUUUCCCCUUGUAAAUCCCAAAUAAAGCUUUGAGAAACCGUU
Molecule: messenger RNA, 4777 nt
Organism: Anguilla rostrata (American eel)
Lineage: Eukaryota; Metazoa; Chordata; Actinopteri; Anguilliformes; Anguillidae
Product: N-acetyltransferase family 8 member 3-like
Exons: 2
Coding region: 230-901 (223 amino acids)
Molecular function (GO): N-acetyltransferase activity
Source: RefSeq, a predicted model, not a curated record